AAACACUCGUUUUAUAUGAACACUUCUUUUCUAGCUAUUAUGUUAACAAUGAAAGACUGAUAUCACAGACAUCAUUUGUUGUAAUUUUUCUUGUGAAAAAAGAAAAAGAAAAAUAUAAUGAUCACAGAAGAAAUGAAUCAGUUACCUCCAGAUGGAAAAUGGGGUUGGAUGAUUGUUUUGGCGUAUGGAUUGAACGGGAUAUGUACCAUAUCAAUCAUACAAGGAUUUGGAUUAAUAUUUAAAGAUCUUUUCCCUCGUUUUGAGUUCAAUGCAACUCAAGGGACGAUUAUUAUUAAUACAAGUUUCUCUUUUGGUAUGAUACUUGGAUUGGUGAACGGUCCAUUGUUACGAAAUUAUGGAUAUAGGAAAAUGGCUAUAAUUGGUAGCUUAUUCUUCAGUAUUGGAGUAAUUAUAACGGCAUUUAUCAAUUCUUUUACUUCUUUCAUAUUAUUCUACGGUAUAUUCACGUCAUUAGGUACGUAUAUGACAUUGUCUGCUUUUUCAUAUGCAUUGAACUCCUAUUUUACAACGAAGAGAGGACGCGCCAUGUCUUUAGCAAUGACGCUUAUUGGAUUGGGACCUAUAGUUGUACCUCAAAUGACUUCUUUUUUACUUUCAUAUUAUGGAUUUCAGGGCACGAUACUAUUAUAUGGAGCAUUUUCUUUUCAUUCAUUGAUAGGAGCUUUACUACUUCAUCCACUCAAAUGGCAUAUGAAAGAUGCAACUAAAUCGAAAUCUUCGAAUGAAGAAUUAAUGAAAGAAGACAAAAAUAAAAUAUUAGAUCAGAAAGAGAUUAUUAUUCAAGAAGAAGUAAAUAUUAAAAAUUCAAUCAUGGACUUAAAUAACGUAUCACGAAAAAGAAAAAUAACUCAAGUGUCGAAUAUCGAUCACGAUGCAGAAAUUGGAAGUAUUUAUGGAUUCGAUAUACCUUAUGCUCGUCAAAUAUCAGAAACAUUAAAUGUUUCUAUAGGAGAAAAAGAAGUUGAUAUGUACAAAAUCAUUGAAAAUGGUGAAAUGGGAAAAGACCAUUCAAGAAUUCAAUAUAACAAUCGUCGAUUUAAAAGCAUUGAUACGAUCAAUCUUGGCAGCAGUAUUAAAAUCUUUGAAGAGAAACCUUUGACAAAAUAUAAUAGUAAAAAUGAAAUUGAUGAUUACAGUAAUAUAAUAAACGAAGAAAACGAUAUAUUAAAACUAACAAAAAACAAUACAAACAAAACAUUGAAUACAGAAAAUGAUAAUGAUGAAAAGUUAAAAAAUAAAUCUAUUAUGUCACGAAUAUUGAGAACGAUAGCAGAAUAUUUUGAUCUGGAUUUAUUAAAGGACCCAGGGUACGUAAAUCUGAUGUUAGGAAUGUCUGUUGCUGUUUUUGCUGAAAUGAAUUUCUCCCAACUAACACCUUUCAUUCUAACGGACAUGAAUAUAUCAACUAAGCAGAUUGCAUAUAUAAUGAGUACCAUUGCAAGUGUGGAUUUGAUUUUUAGAAUUCUUGCUCCUUUUAUCGGAGAAUGGUUUAAUCAACCACCGAAAAUAAUGUACAUGAUGAGUUUAUGUCUCUUAAUUAUCAGUAGAACAUCUUUAUUGUUCAUUAAUGGAUUUGCUUCAUUAUUAAUUGUUGCCUCUGGACUAGGAGCUGCCAAAGGAAUACGUUCAAUAUAUAUGAGUUUAGUAAUACCUUCUUAUGUACCAAUUCAUAAAUUACCGAAUGCAUCAGGAAUUCAAAUGAUUGUAAAUGGAAUGCUGCUUUUAUGUGCAGGCCCUAUGCUUGGUAUAAUGCGCGAUAAUUUUGGAAAUUUCGCACCUUCUCUAAUUGUGAUAAAUACUGUUACAUUAUUUACAGUAAUAAUGUGGACGAUAGAAAUUAUACUUAUUCGAAGAAAAAAAUCACAGAAACAAAUAGAACAAGAAAUUUCUUGAUUUUAUAAAAUAUUUAAUUAAUUAAUAUUAUGUAUUUAUCAUAUUAUAGCAAUGAUAUUAACCAUUUGGAUGAUUCCGUAUUAUAAAAAAAUUUAUUUAUUAUACAUAUUUAUAAAAUAAUAAAAAAAUCA
This is a messenger RNA of Apis mellifera (honey bee), 2045 nucleotides long. RefSeq names its product monocarboxylate transporter 9. The transcript is spliced from 11 exons. NCBI's taxonomy places the organism in Eukaryota, Metazoa, Arthropoda, Insecta, Hymenoptera, Apidae. Gene Ontology annotation, molecular function: monocarboxylic acid transmembrane transporter activity. Gene Ontology annotation, biological process: monocarboxylic acid transport; transmembrane transport. The record is from RefSeq and is a predicted model, not a curated record. Bases 118 to 1914 code for a protein of 598 amino acids.